Messenger RNA from Anoplopoma fimbria (sablefish), 2640 nucleotides. It is a transcript of the gene gtse1, whose product is annotated as G-2 and S-phase expressed 1. The transcript has 12 exons. Gene Ontology annotation, cellular component: cytoplasmic microtubule; microtubule cytoskeleton. NCBI's taxonomy places the organism in Eukaryota, Metazoa, Chordata, Actinopteri, Perciformes, Anoplopomatidae. Gene Ontology annotation, molecular function: microtubule binding. The record is from RefSeq and is a predicted model, not a curated record. Bases 102 to 2372 code for a protein of 756 amino acids.
CAGGUUUGAAUAGUUUGCGCGUCACCGUCUGAAGCGAAGCAGGAAAGAAAACAACAGAAGAAGAAGAUCUGUGAGUUUUAGAGAGACGAGACCACAGCGGGAUGGACGACCGAGCUGAGAGCGAUUUGUUCCUGUUGACUGACGAGAAGUUCGACUUUGAUGUUUCUCUGUCACCUGCCAGCUCCAAAGGUGAUGAAGAUGAAGACGAGGUGUUCGUGGGUCCCGUCAGCCACAAGGAGCGCUGCGUCUCUGUCAGCAUGGCGUCCCUCGCCGGUGUAGGAGGAGGAGGAGGCGGCGGCGUUCGGGCGAGCUGGAGUCCCCUGAGCGGAGAUCAGCUGGAGGCUGUGUGUCAGGAAGCCCACAGACUGGCCGACCAGCUGCAGUGCUCCGAACUGAGCAAGCCGAGCGGGGAGGACGCCACGACCGCCGAUGUGACCACGAUGGACAAGGACGAGUUCGUCCAGGACGCCGAGGCCAAACUGGGCGUGCUCGGUCGGACCGCCGGUGCGCUCAGCCCCAUCAAACGGCAGACCUUCUGCGUGCAGGACAGUCCCAUGAAGCAGCUGCCACCUGCUGUCCAGCGCCGCCUGCUGAGAGGAAGCAGCACCAACACACCAACAUCCACCCGUUCUGCUGCUAUAGCAACAUCCACCCGCCACGCCAACACCCCAACAUCCACCCGCCCUUCAAACACUACAGCAUCCACCCGCCCUGCCACUACAGCUACAUCCACCCGGCCGCCGGCCCUCAGCGCAGCCUCAUCCGCCCGCCCCGCGUCCAGACAGAGCACCUCCAGCCCCGUCGCCGGGGUCAAGCCUCUGCCCAGGACGGGGCUGCGAGGGAAAGCUGCCCUCGGCGUCGCCGUAGUGCUGCCGAGCAGACCGGCUGCCGUAACCGUUUCCUGUUCUGUCAGCAAGAGCAGAGUGGAGAAAACCAGACUGCAACCGCCGAGCAAACCGUUGGGCGGCUGGAGGCGGAGCCCGUCUUCUCGCCUGUCCAGCAGAGCGGAGUCGUGUGAGGAUCUGCUCUCUGAUUCGGCGAGCGUGGCGUCCGACAUCAGCGACUCCUCCCUCAACUCCAGCCUUCCGGGAAAGCGCACGCUGGCUCCGCCCACCAAGAGGCCUCUGAGGAACCUGUCAGGUGUGAAAGCUCCGCCCCUUCAGAGGAGGAGGAUGACGGAGGGGAGGAACACUUCCUCAUCCUCGUCCUCGGUGUCCAGCUUCAACUCCAGCCUCUCUCUUUCCCCCGCUACAGGUAAACUGAACUCCUCUAUCACCCGGAGUCAGAGCAUCUCCACUGGCCCCGCCCCGAGCAACAUCAUCAGCAGACCGGCCAAUCACAGCGGGCCGCGCCGCUCCACCGUCUAUGCCGCCGCAGAGCCAGUGUCCUCCACCGCCGGCCGCCGCUCGCUGUCCACACAGGCCAGGAAGCUGUCUGAGGUGGAGCGCGCCAAAGCCACCAGGUCCACGCCGCUGAAGAGAGCAGAGGCCACGCCCCUCCAGGUGACGCCGGCCAAGAGGGUUUCGGAGAGGACCGUCUCCAUCCCCACCGCGGCCCCGUCCCUGCUGCAGAGCGGGGUGAUGACCAGAUCCAAACCAGAGGCCCUGGUCCUACCGACACCCAGCGGAGGAGUCGGAGGAGUCAGAGGAGUCCGACAAGGAGACGCUCCAGAAGUCUCAAAGCCGAGGAGGCUGACGUCCGUGCGCAGCGUGGACAGUCUUCCUCAGAAGCCGGCUGCUGGCCCCCUGACGCCCUCUGCUGGAAGCUGCAGGUCGCUGCAGGUGAAGCCGAGGCGCCCCUCCGCCCUCCCCACCCCAGUGAGACGCAGGAUGUCCUCCAUCCCCGUCGCCACGCCAACCAGACCGCCGCCCACCUUUGACUUUGACCCCGCCCCCACCUCAGCCAUGAAAGAGAGAAGCUGCAGCCCCGCCCCCGCAGACACCCAGGAGGCGGAGCCUGUUGAUGCCCCCGCCAUCCAGCCCUUCUGUCUCGAAGAGGAGGCGGAGGAGGAGGAGGAGCCACCUGCUGCCCCACCCACCAGCCCUCCAAAGCCUGACCAAUCAGAGAGUGCAGCAGAUCCCGGAGCGCCGAGUCAGAGCGAAUCAGAGCCCAGCAAGAACCUGAUCGAACUGGAAACUACAGAGGAGAAAAGCAAGACGCAGGAGGUUCUCCUGUUGGAUCUUCCAGCUCCGACUCUGCAGCCUCAAGAGAAACUUCUCAUCGACUUGACCAACACCCCCGACCUGAUCCGGACCAGCGGCAAGACCUGCACCACAUCUCAGCAGCUGAUCGACUUGAGCUCUCCGCUCAUCAAGUGGAGUCCAGAGGAGAAGAGGGAGAACAACGCUCCGCUCAUCAACCUGUCCUUCUGAUCCAGGUUCCUCAUGAAGACCUGGAUCUGACGGUCUCUGCAGUAAACUGGACUCAGCAGGCUUCUGUCUUCAGAAACUGUUAAUAAUCAUAAUCCAGUUAAGUUAACGACAGAGUUUUUAUCAGUGGAGUCUUCACUGAAGCAGAGUUUAUGUUUUAAACAAUGAAAAUAUUCCAAUGUUGCUGAAGGUUUUCUGCAUCUGAUUGUACUUUUUUUAUUUGUCUCCGUCGUGCUGCUCUUAUUGAUGUCUGAAUAAAUGUUGUUAAUGU